UACAAUUAAGCGCCUUUGUGCGGUCAUAUAAAAGACGCUACUAAAUUUUUGGAGUAAUUUUUUAUUUGAUAGAACUUUACCAAAAAAGUUCAAAAAACGUAUUGAUUUGUAGUAAUAUGAGUAAUGUUACCAACCAAAAUGGAUCAGGUCUAGAGCAGCAGUUUGCUGGUCUGGACUUGCAGGGCGGCCAAACUGGUCGUUACGUGCCGCCCCAUUUACGUGGCAAAUUAUCUGCUGCUAGUGAAAAUAACCAAGUUUCUAGAAGUGACUCCCGUACUGGAGAUUCUUUUCGUGAUUCCAGAGAUUAUCGAGACACAAGGGAUUUUAGAGGGGGUAGCCGUUCAGCGGGCAGUUUUGGAUCGCGCGGUGGUGGUGGCAAUAGAGACCGCGGUGCCGAUUUCAGUAGUUUUAACAGAGGUGGUAGUUCCCGCGGCGGUGGUGGAGGCGGAUACCAGAACGGUGAGCGCGAUGGCUGGCCCGAUCACCGUGAUAAUGAGAGAGAUGCCGGAGGAUGGGGUAACAGAGGUAGCAGUGCACGCGAUUCGCGUAAUAACGACCGCUGGCAAGACGAUAAGCCAAAAAGCGCCGGAGGACGUGCAGGAGGUGGUACUGGAGGUGGUAGAUCCUCCGAUGUGGACUGGACGAUUCCGACGGCUCGCGAUGAACGUCUUGAGCUUGAAUUAUUUGGCAAUGCUAAUACUGGCAUUAAUUUUAAUAAGUAUGAAGACAUUCCCGUGGAGGCGACGGGUGAUAGAGUACCUGAGCCUAUCAACUCUUUUGAAGAUGUCAAGUUGACUGAGAUUAUACGUAACAAUAUUGCAUUAGCUCGUUAUGAUACACCUACCCCUGUACAGAAGUAUGCUAUACCAAUCAUCAUUAGCAAAAGGGAUGUUAUGGCAUGCGCUCAGACAGGAUCUGGUAAAACUGCUGCAUUUUUAGUACCCAUAUUAAAUCAAAUAUAUGAACGUGGACCACCGCCAAAUUCUCGCUCAUAUGGCCACCGAAAACAAUAUCCUUUGGGCUUAGUCUUGGCCCCAACUAGAGAACUUGCCACUCAAAUUUUUGAUGAAGCUAAAAAAUUUGCUUAUCGUUCAAGUAUGCGACCGGCAGUUGUAUAUGGCGGAGCACAUGUGGGAGACCAAAUGCGUGAAUUGGAUCGCGGAUGCCAUCUCUUAGUAGCCACUCCUGGUCGAUUAGUAGAUAUGCUUCAGCGUGGCAAAAUAGGUUUAGAUCAUUGUCAUUAUUUAGUUCUUGAUGAGGCUGAUAGGAUGUUAGACAUGGGUUUUGAGCAACAAAUUAGGCGAAUAGUAGAACAGGAUACAAUGCCACGCACUGGUCAAAGACAAACUUUGAUGUUCUCAGCCACAUUCCCAAAAGUUAUUCAGGAACUGGCCAGAGACUUUCUUGAUAACUAUAUAUUUCUUGCUGUUGGUCGUGUUGGAUCAACUAGCGAAAAUAUCACACAAAAAGUUCUGUGGGUUGAAGAGCAUGAUAAAAGAUCAUUUUUAUUAGAUUUAUUGAAUGCCUCUGAUCUAACACAACCUUCUGCUGAAAGUUUAACACUAGUUUUUGCAGAAACGAAAAAGGGAGUAGAUUCUUUAGAAGAGUUUUUGGAUCAAGAGGGUUAUCCUGUUACAUCAAUUCAUGGUGAUAGGACUCAAAGAGAACGUGAAGAUGCAUUGAGAAGAUUCCGCUCAGGCUCCACUCCAAUAUUAGUUGCAACAGCUGUAGCUGCUCGUGGUCUGGACAUUCCACAUGUAAAACAUGUGAUAAACUUUGAUUUACCCUCUGAUGUUGAAGAAUAUGUGCAUCGCAUCGGCCGUACUGGUCGUAUGGGUAAUCUUGGUGUUGCAACAAGUUUUUUUAAUGAUAAGAAUCGUAGUUUAUGCAAAGACUUAAUUGAACUGCUUGUUGAAUCCAAACAAGAAUUGCCUAGCUGGAUGGAUCGCGUGUCAACUGAUCGUGGUUAUACUGUUCGACGCGGUGGUUCUGGCCGUAACGGGGGCGGCGGCGGCGGCGGUGGUCGGUUCGGCGGUUCCGGAUUUGGGUCACGAGACUACCGCACACAGCAAGGCAGUGGAAGCGGAAGCGGAGGUAGUGGCAGGCAAAGCGGCGGCGGCAGAUCAAACAGCGGAUAUGGAGGAGGCGGUGGUUACUAUGGCAGUGGCGGCGGUAAUUACGGCGGCAAUUAUGGUGGUUCUACUACGAACGCAGGUCCCGACUGGUGGAACGAUAAUUGAUUCAUUAGCGUUUUCUAAAUUAGGUGGUGCGCGUCCCUUUACUUUUGUUCAAUGCCGUGUUUGAAGUUUUCACACAAACAUUACAGAUUGCAAAACCUUACGUUUUGACUUUACUUUUAUUUUGAUUGUCUAUAGAGAGGCGUACAUGCCUGUCAUUCAUGUUCGAUCAUUUUCACUAAUUAAUGACAAAAUAUAUUUAUAAUAUUAAAAGCAUUUCUCUAAUGAGAAAUGCAUUUAACUUGUAUAAUUAUUAUUAAUUGAACAGUAUAUUAUAUAAGUACCGAUACAUCGCAUUGUUGCGUGUUUGUAGAUAUUAAUUACUAUGUUUUUAAUUAUAAAUUAAUAGAUUUCUCUUUGCUUGGCCUGGUAAUCACUAUGUAUGGAGAUUACUCAUUAAAUUAAUAUAUACGUAAUUGUAUAUUUGCUUUUUUAAGCAUGUUUCUAUAUCACGGUUAAUCUUAGCGACGCCAAGCAUAGGGUAAAGUUAAAAAUGAUUUUAAUAAUUAUAUGUUUUGUCUCAAUGCAUACUCUCAUCAAAUAGAUUCAAAUUGAAUCAUACAAUCAUGCAUAAAGUUGCUGGCAACAUGAUAAUGGACAUUGAGCCAAACUGUGAUUAAUUUUGCUCAAUUGCCUUAUUUUGAUAAUUUUCACACAAGUGUGAGCGGAGUAGUUAAAACUUCAUUCUAUUUAAGAAUUAUUUAUGAGGUAAUUUUUUUUUUGAAGGCCUUUAACAAAAACCCCCAAUGUUCACCCAAUGAUUAUAGACUCAACGAAAAUAUGCAGUGCAUUGUUGUUGAUUUAGCCAAAAACAACUCAAUUUACAGUAACGGAUUUAAAAAUAUUUAUUUUGAAUGUUGAAAAUUAACAGAUUUUAAUGCUUCAUUCAAUACUGCUUAUUUCAACAACAAUUCAUUCAUUUCAACAACAAAAUGAUUCAUUUGCAUAUAAAAUUAACUCAAAUAAUUUUAAAUCUCUAUCCUCUUGAACAAUUUCAACAAUUGAAUGUUGGAACGAUUUUUAUAAUGAGGAUUUGAAAAUAGAAACUAAUUCCAAAUAUAGAUUAAAUGACGAUUUUAAUAUAAAAUCUUAUAUACAUUAAAGUUGGCAGCAUUUGUCCCGAUUGAUGAAUAUAUAAAAAUUUUGAGCGAUACUGAAAUAAAGGUUUUUUUCUAUGUUGUUAAAUUGGUUUACACCCCAUUAUUCAGAUUUUAAUAUCAUAUUUUAAUUGAUUAAUGUUGGAAAUAGUUUUUAUACAAAAUAUUUAUGUACAUCCUUGUACAAUUUUUGUGGUUUGUUAGUUUCAAUAUAUUUUUAUAAUUGAAUACUCGUGAAUGAAAGGGUAGAGUCAAAACACAAUCAAUA
Ctenocephalides felis (cat flea) is the source of this 3602-nucleotide messenger RNA. RefSeq names its product ATP-dependent RNA helicase bel-like. Gene Ontology annotation, cellular component: nucleus; P granule. The record is from RefSeq and is a predicted model, not a curated record. NCBI's taxonomy places the organism in Eukaryota, Metazoa, Arthropoda, Insecta, Siphonaptera, Pulicidae. Gene Ontology annotation, molecular function: RNA binding; ATP binding; RNA helicase activity. Gene Ontology annotation, biological process: gamete generation; cell differentiation.